Molecule: messenger RNA, 883 nt
Organism: Cinclus cinclus
Lineage: Eukaryota; Metazoa; Chordata; Aves; Passeriformes; Cinclidae
Gene: FGFBP1
Product: fibroblast growth factor binding protein 1
Exons: 2
Coding region: 170-883 (237 amino acids)
Biological process (GO): cell-cell signaling
Molecular function (GO): growth factor binding
Source: RefSeq, a predicted model, not a curated record
UUGUGUUGUAACAGUCUUUCUGCAGACCUGAAGGUGUGUCCCUGCCUUUAUAAACACCGCGCUGCUCUUCCAGAGCUCUGACUCUUUAGGAAGAGGGGAAUUGCAUCAGAAGUUGUGUUUGGGUGUCUCCGAGCCCUCUGUAAGGCAGGUAACAAGCAGAAGAGAGACCAUGAAGAUCAAAAGCUUGGGACUCCUUUGUGUGUUGAUGCUAGUCUCCCAGAUGCUACUAGCCAACUGUGAAAGACAGAAGGAAAGAAAAAAGGGAAGAGAAGGCAUAGAACAUGGUGGAAAAAAACAAAAGGAAUCUAACAAAGGAAACGAAGAAGGACAGAAGUCAAAAGGAGGAAAAUCUCUUAAAGGCAAGUUUAAAACUGAAGAAAAUGCUGAGUGCAGCUGGUCAGUAAUGGACACAAAUGUUGUUACUGUGAAUGUACAGUGCAAGCAUGGUGACAGUGAGUUCUGGUGUGAAUUCUCUGGGGACCCUUCUAGCUGUGCACAGUAUGCAGCAAACAAGAAAUCCUACUGGAAACAAGUCUCCCGAUCCCUAAAGAAGCAGAAGCAGAUUUGUCAAGAUCCCAAAAGUGUUCUAAAAUCUAAAUUAUGUAGGAAAGGCCCACAAAGUGCUCACCUCAGGUUGACUCACUCAAGCCUACUAACAGCAAUGGAUCCUGCCAAAGAAAACUCAAUGCAUCACACACAAGAGGUUGUUCAGACUCCAGCAGAUGCCUCUGUGACUGAAAAAAGGCUAGAACACAGUCCUCAAGACUGUGUUGAAGAUGUAGAUUACAUUGACCAGAAAAAGGUGGCUGAGGAAUACUGUCCAGAAGGCUUUCUUUCUUUCUGCAACUUUUUAAUCACAAUGAUCCAAGACAAACGAUGCUGA